UAAAUUAAAAAUAUGUCUAUUAAAUUAAAUAUAGUUGAGUGAUAACAAAUAAAUGGAGAUAAGUUUUUGCGAAUGAGUACACUCUAGUCUCUAGAGAUGUAUGAAAACUUCUCUUUCCCUCCAUAUAAAUGCAUUAUUUGCUACAACCUACACAUGAGCUUCUUAUCUUUCUCUAUUUUCUCAUCUUUUGCCUUGUCCUUCUCUUCCUCCUCUUGCUAUUUAUAUGCCACUCUAAUAUUCACUUCUUUGCAUUCAUCGUUUCUCUUUACACCAAAUAACAAUGGCUUCCUCCUCAUUGUCCUCCAACUUCUUCAUCAUUCUCAUGGCCAUCAUCUCUUCUACUUUCCUCCCUAAUGCUCUCUCUCGCUCGCUCAUGAUUUCUUCCCUUCCACACUCCCAAAUUCUCAAUGUCUCAAAAUCCAUUCGAAACACCGUCGAGGUUCUCUCUCCCAAAAACGAAGCAAUAAAGCAACCACAACAACCCCUUUAUUCGUUGUCAUCUUCAUCUUCAUCUUCAUCUUCCUCUGCAUUCGCUGUAUCCAUCCAUCCUCGUUCUACUCUCGUGAAACCCCAACACAAUAACUAUACAUCUCUCACUCUCUCCAGACUUGCUCGUGACUCAGCUAGAGUUUCCUCACUCCUCAGUACGCUUCAUAUUUUUCCCACCAAUUUUACUCGUUUGGACAAAUCGGUUCAAACUGAAGAGCUUGAGACCCCUGUUAUAUCUGGAACAAGUCAAGGAAGUGGCGAGUAUUUCGCCCGGAUAGGAGUUGGAGAACCUGUGAAGGAAUUUUACAUGGCUAUCGAUACUGGAAGUGACGUAAGUUGGCUACAAUGCCAACCCUGUAUCGAAUGCUACCAACAAACUGAUCCGAUUUUCAACCCGAUUGACUCCUCCUCAUACAAUCGGGUCCCUUGCGAGUCACCGGAGUGUUUAGCACUUGAUAUCUCCGGCUGUGUUUCCGAUACUUGUAUGUAUCAAGUCACCUACGGAGAUGGAUCGUUUACACAAGGAGAAUUAGCUACUGAAACUGUCUCAUUUGGUAACACUGGAUCGUUCUCUAAUGUUGCUAUUGGUUGUGGCCACGAUAACGAAGGUUUGUUCAUCGGCUCAGCUGGGUUGAUUGGUCUCGGUGGCGGUAAAUUAUCCCUUCCAUCUCAAAUCAAAGCAACGUCGUUCUCCUACUGUCUAGUAGACCGUGAUUCCGAUUCUUCAUCGACGUUGGAAUUCAACUCCGCCGGACCAAGUGACGCCGCGUUUGCUCCAUUGAUACGUAACUCGAAGCAAAAAACCUUUUUCUACGUAGGAAUCGACGGAAUCAGCGUCGCCGGCGAGAUGUUACCGGUUCCGGAGAGUGUAUUUCGGGUAGAUGAUAACGGACGGGGAGGUGUUAUCGUCGAUUCCGGAACAGCGGUGACACGUCUGCAGACAAUAGUUUACACUUCUUUACGUGAUACAUUCGUAAAAUACUCUCAGCAUUUGCCGGCCACCCAGGGAUUCCUGUUGUUCGAUACAUGCUUUGAUUUGUCGUCGAUGAAAACGGCCAAGGUUCCGACGGUGGCUAUUCAUUUUUCAGGUGGAAAAGCGCUGCCGUUGCGGGCGGAGAAUGUACUGGUGCCGGUAGAAUCGUCGGGGAAAUACUGCUUAGCGUUUGCUCCGGUGGAUGGAUUGUCGAUAAUUGGAAAUGUACAGCAGCAGGGGACACGUGUCAGUUUUGAUUUGGCUAAUAAUCUUGUUGGAUUUAGUCGUGAUAAAUGUUAAUAGUACUUGGAAGUGCAAUUAGUAGAGAUUAGUGGCAAGUGGCAUAGCUGCAUUAAACUAAAAUGACUUUAUAAGGAAAGGAGAAAAAAUUGGAUCAAAUAAAAUGCUCAAGUUACCCUGUUUUUUA
Molecule: messenger RNA, 1889 nt
Organism: Capsicum annuum
Lineage: Eukaryota; Viridiplantae; Streptophyta; Magnoliopsida; Solanales; Solanaceae
Product: protein ASPARTIC PROTEASE IN GUARD CELL 1
Exons: 1
Coding region: 281-1762 (493 amino acids)
Biological process (GO): proteolysis
Molecular function (GO): aspartic-type endopeptidase activity
Source: RefSeq, a predicted model, not a curated record